CAGUCUGAGUCGGCCCAUGGGUGACUGGGAGCCAAAAAGUUAAACGAAAGAGCGGGCAUUCCGAAAUGCCCAAUUGACUCCCCGUAUCCCAUGCAAACCCUCGCUUCCAGGCGUCGUCUCUGUGCUCAGAGUGUAUAUCUGAUACGACUGACGGAGGGAUUCCAAAGUUGGAUUAGUGUAUUAAUUUCGUAAAAUCGCAGUGAUUUGGAGGAAGGGAGCAUAAGACUUUAAAUAUUUUCUAGACUAAAAGUUAUCAUACAGAAGUAAACAUGCCUUCUGAAACAGGAAAAACAGACAUGGACAGAAUUGGCCUCUUUAGCGAAAUGGAAUAUAUUACUAUUGGAGAUAAAUAUAUCUCGCCAUUUAGCCGCCCUUUUAAUGAAGCUGCAGGCAAGAAUAAACAAAUGCUACCUGGAGGUAUUAAAGAGAAAGGAGCCACCCAAGCAGGAUAUUUUGAUCCUCAGUUUUCAAGAAUUUUUGAAGGUGAAAGUUAUUCAAAUCCUGUUCAGUUAAGGAGAAGAUACCGAUUGGCUGAGGCAAAAAAAAAUCUGGGAGCCAGACCCUUUCUUCCCAGUAAUGGAGAUAAAUUUCCGUGUGGCGUAGGAACCUACUACGGAACAAUUAGUGGUCCAUGUACCUACUUCAGUGCUCAACUGAAAGAUAAGAUUGCAUAUGUACAACCAGGGAAAAAUCUCUAUACCAGUCCAGGGAAGAAAGGAACAGGCUAUGGGUAUCCAAAUCUCACCAUAGGUAAACCAUACACACAUUCAGUUGAAUUGUAUGACACAGGAAGAAUAAAUUUUAAGAAAAUAUCUGAAGAACAUCGCCAUCUGAUGAAAGGUGGACCAUUCAAGUUAAAUCUUUAUCCCCGAGAAUAUUUCGAUACAAAUCCUUACCAUGAUGAAGUGCCAUUGCCUCCACCAAAAAAACAACCUGAAAAAAUACCCAUUCCACAUCCUUUUAAGCCAAGUUCUCCAGCUAAAAAGCCAGGAGGCAUGAAAGCAGGCACAUUUGAUCCAUUUCCAAUUCAUUCUACAGACCCAUAUGGCAUUAGAAUGCCUAGGGCUUCCACAACUAAUAAACAAGGAAAUGUAUUUCACCCUAAUCCUGGUACUAAGAGCAGACCAGUAAGAAGUAUUAUGGCCUUAAACAUUGAAAAGUCAUUAAAUGUAACUAAUUACACAAAUCCCCGUGUGAUGUCAUAUUAGCUGCACAAAAGCGAGGUGAAGGAAUGUACUUUCUGGACUACAAACAGUAACAGCUCAAAUAAAAGUUUUGUGGCUGAGAGAAAUAUGUCAAAUACCGCUAUCUGCCUUCAUUUUAUAAGAACUAAUUAAUAAUAUAGUUACUGAUGAUAUAUAUAAAAUGUAAAUUAAAUUUUGAUAUGUUAUUUAUGUUGUGCAUAUCAGAUAGUAUUUUUGGGGGGUGUGUUUUUUUUCUGCCAUGAAAAAAAAUACUAUUAUUUAUUAUUGUCCUGUGUCUUUUUUAAAAUCUGAAUGUAGUCAUUAAAUAAUUGCUCUUUUAAAA
This is a messenger RNA of Crotalus tigris (Tiger rattlesnake), 1527 nucleotides long. It is a transcript of the gene CFAP96, whose product is annotated as chromosome unknown C4orf47 homolog. The record is from RefSeq and is a predicted model, not a curated record. Lineage: Eukaryota; Metazoa; Chordata; Lepidosauria; Squamata; Viperidae. Bases 270 to 1208 code for a protein of 312 amino acids. Gene Ontology annotation, cellular component: centrosome. The transcript is spliced from 8 exons.